Penicillium odoratum is the source of this 984-nucleotide messenger RNA. Its product is annotated as MIND complex subunit MTW1. Gene Ontology annotation, biological process: mitotic sister chromatid segregation; mitotic cell cycle; kinetochore assembly. Gene Ontology annotation, cellular component: chromosome, centromeric region; nucleus. The transcript has 3 exons. Lineage: Eukaryota; Fungi; Ascomycota; Eurotiomycetes; Eurotiales; Aspergillaceae. Bases 1 to 984 code for a protein of 327 amino acids. The record is from RefSeq and is a predicted model, not a curated record.
AUGAAUGACGCAACCACCUCCCUGCUCACUGAGCAUUUCAGUUAUACCCCAUUGUCGCUGAUUGACGACAUUAUCAACUCGAUCAACAACCUGAUUUACCAGGCUAUCUCAAGCUUGGAGUCUGGCCUACUUUCCACUCCGCCGGAGCGCCUGGGUUUUUCGCACGCCACCAAUGGCCCUACUAUCGCCGACACGGACGACGAUGGCAACAUUGUUUACCCUGAAGCAAAACUCGAGCUCGAGAAUGGAUUGCACCAGUUAGAGACACUGCUUGAGACCAAUGUGGACAAGGCGUUCGAUAAGUUUGAAAUCUACGUGCUCAGGAAUAUCUUGACUGUGCCGGCGGACUUGCUCUCUUAUGUGCGAUUGAAGCAUUAUGAGGGUCUCUCAUUUAAUCCCUCCCAAGAUACUCCCACCCCAGAGACGAUUGCUGCCCAGCGCAAAAAAUUACUCGAGACCAGAAAGCUUAACCGAUCCUUGAAAGACGAAUGCGCGCGCAAUGCAGCCGUGAUUGCUCAAUUGAAUGCCAUCGUAUCGACAGUCAACACUGCUAAAAAUGGUGAUGCGACCGGAGAAUCAAAGGCAGCUGUGCCGUUGGAUCUAUCGUUCUUGACAUCAAGCCCCGCUGCGCAACAGCUUCGUGUUGGGGUUGACACUGGUUCAAACACCCAGCACACACCGCUCACGACCCACACGACUUUUAUUCUCUCACAAUUGCCAGCGCUGCAGGCGACACUCCAGAAUCUUCGGCCGAGGUUGGCUUCUCUACCCGCCUCAAUCAAGGAGAUUGAGACCAAGUCUAAGCGUGACGAGCGGAAAGAAUACAUCGAAGGUCGAAUUAGGCUACACUUGGAGCGAGCUGGGCAGCUUGCUAUGGGUGAUGAUGGGAAUCCAGUUGUUGCUGGUCGCCGUAUUGAUAUCUCUGAAGCUCAUGCGCUGGAAAGCGUGGCCAACAUGCUUACGCAGCACAAAAAGUCUGCGUAG